AUGUAUCGGAAGUUGUCUAAGUUAGAACACUCGGAAAUAAAACAACUUCUUACAGAAGCUAAUAUAGAUGUUGCAAAGCAUUACACAACAAACAAAAAGGCACUCGCUGACAUCCUCAAUGACUAUAAUGGUGAAAUAACUUAUGAUAGAAUUCAUGAGUUCAUAAAGCCGCAACGCGGCGAGGACGAAGUCCAUGCAAGAGCAUUUCCUUUAAAUGACGUUGCUAUUGACUUAUAUCAUAGACGUUCAAUACCUCAUGAAGUAAGAAGAGAAAUGUUUGACAUAACAAAUGCAAACGUUGGUCAUACUCGUAAAGCUCUUUCACAUGACGUUC
This is a messenger RNA of Trichomonas vaginalis G3, 334 nucleotides long. Its product is annotated as organellar and viral DNA polymerase type B. The record is from RefSeq and is a predicted model, not a curated record. The transcript has a single exon. NCBI's taxonomy places the organism in Eukaryota, Parabasalia, Trichomonadida, Trichomonadidae. The annotation marks the transcript as partial.